Messenger RNA from Microdochium trichocladiopsis, 1473 nucleotides. RefSeq lists its product as uncharacterized. The coding region runs from base 135 to 1397 and encodes 420 amino acids. The record is from RefSeq and is a predicted model, not a curated record. The transcript has 2 exons. Lineage: Eukaryota; Fungi; Ascomycota; Sordariomycetes; Xylariales; Microdochiaceae. Gene Ontology annotation, biological process: L-phenylalanine catabolic process; L-tyrosine catabolic process; homogentisate catabolic process. Gene Ontology annotation, molecular function: fumarylacetoacetase activity.
UGUCAAGCUCCGAGUCAUCAUACCGCGAGUGUUCUCACGUUGUCCACCCUUAUCAUCUGCUUCUAUCCUGUUCUUGACCUGUUGAUUGAUGCCUAGUGGUAAGCUUGUUGCGAGAUCAUCCACAGAAACACACCAUGUCAGAUCCCGGCUACAGUCACCACUUCUCAGAACGCAAUAUCCCUUUCGGGAUUGGUUCUUCUGCCAAAUUCACCACACCACAGGCCGUCACCCGACUGGAGAACACUGUCAUCUCGCUCGGUGCACUGCAAAGACAUGGCUUCUUCAAGGCCAUUGCCACAGGCGAGCUGCCCGAAAGCGCUCUAACGAACCCUACCCUGAACGAGUUCGCAGCCCUGCCCAAGAGCACACACCGAGCGGUGCAGUCUGCCAUCCGUGAGGCAUACUUGCAGCAAGGCUUCGGUGCAUUUCCAGAGGAGGCCAAGGAGAGCCUGAGCUCCAUCAAGCUGCACCUGCCAGUCCAGGUUGGCGACUUCACAGACUUCUCUUGCAGUAUCGAGCACGUCAAGAACGCCGGCCGCAUCAUGGCCAACAAUGCCAACCCGCCGCCGGUCUUCUUCCAGCUUCCCCUCGGCUACCAAGGCCGGUGCGGUUCAAUCCUCGUGUCCGGCACCGAGAUUGAACGGCCCAUUGGCCAGUUCCGCUCUCGUCCUGCCCCUGGGUCCAGCGAUCCACCGCCGAUUCUGUGCGGCCCUUCCAGAGCGGUCGACUACGAGGUUGAGCUUGCAGCGAUCGUGGGCAAGCCGGUUCCCAUGCGGCAUAGGAUGAAUGCCAAGGAUGCAGAGGAGCAUAUCUUCGGAUAUGCCCUGUUAAAUGACUGGAGUGCUCGUGAUAUUCAAGGCUUCGAGAUGGUGCCCCUCGGUCCGUUAAACGGCAAGUCGUUCGGCACCACCAUCUCGCCCUGGAUCGUCACCCUCGACGCCCUGCAGCCUUACAAGACACCUGUGCCGCAGCCGUCCCACGCCCCCAACGGCAUCCCCACGUAUUUGCAAGACCCAGACAACUCGUCCCAUGACAUCACGAUCCAGGUCGAAGUUAUUGCGGACAAGAAAGCCACCGUCACCGGCACGACAACAGUGCAGACGCUGUACUGGACUCCGAAGCAAAUGCUCGCGCACUUGGCCAGUGGUGGCAGUGCGUUGCGGACAGGCGACAUCGCCGCGACAGGCACAGUCAGUGGUGUGACGAGGGAGACACUCGGCUGUUUCUUGGAAGCGACAAAAGGGGGUGCAGAUCCGCUCAAGUUGGCUGAUGGCAGUGAGCGAGGGUACUUGCAAGAUGGAGACUCGGUCAGAUUGACGGGCUGGGCGGGUGGAAAGGACAGCGGUGUUGGCUUCGGCGAGUGCAUUGGCGAGCUGGUUGCUGCGAGGGAAUUCUAAAUUGUGCGGAACUGAGAGUACAGGACAAGAAUAUGGACACGAUGCAUAUAUGAGGACAAUACACCGCCAAUUGAGA